UCAGCAGCUGAGGGGAGAGAGAGAGAGAGAGAUGGUGUCAGGGUCGGGAAUCUGCGCCAAGAGAGUGGUGGUGGAUGCGCGCCAUCACGUGCUGGGAAGGUUAACUUCCAUAUUGGCCAAGGAACUGUUGAACGGCCAAAAGGUCGUGGUUGUAAGAUGCGAAGAGAUUUGCAUGUCGGGCGGAUUAGUGAGGUAGAAGAUGAAGUAUAUGAGGUUUCUGAGGAAGCGUAUGAACACUAAGCCCUCCCAUGGUCCCAUCCAUUUUCGUGCACCUGCUAAGAUCCUAUGGCGUACCAUUCGUGGGAUGAUUCCUCACAAGACUAAGCAUGGAGCAGCUGCGCUUGCUCGAUUGAAGGCUUACGAAGGGGUUCCAGCUCCAUAUGAUAAGACGAAGAGAAUGGUCAUUCCCGAUGCUCUCGAGGUUUUGAGGCUUCAGAAAGGACACAGGCAUUGCUUGUUGGGCAAGCUUUCAUCUGAGAUCGGAUGGAACCAUUAUGACACUAUCAAGGAGCUUGAAAGGAAGAGGAAGGAGAGAGCUCAAGUGGCAUACGAGAGAAGGAAGCAACUCACUAAGCUUAGUGUUAAAGCUGAGAAGGUUGCCGAGGAGAAACUCGGUGCACAGCUGGAAGUUAUUACUCCGAUCAAAUAUUGAUUCAUCGAAAACACUUCCGGGUGAAGUUUAAUGCAAAUCUCAUAUCAGCUCAUAA
Hibiscus syriacus is the source of this 707-nucleotide messenger RNA. RefSeq names its product 60S ribosomal protein L13a-4-like. The transcript is spliced from 4 exons. Gene Ontology annotation, molecular function: mRNA binding; structural constituent of ribosome. NCBI's taxonomy places the organism in Eukaryota, Viridiplantae, Streptophyta, Magnoliopsida, Malvales, Malvaceae. Gene Ontology annotation, cellular component: cytosolic large ribosomal subunit; ribosome. The record is from RefSeq and is a predicted model, not a curated record. Gene Ontology annotation, biological process: negative regulation of translation; translation. The coding region runs from base 200 to 652 and encodes 150 amino acids.